AUGGCUGCUGCUGAUGUUAUUUCUACAAUGUCAACUUCAUUUGUUUAUGAAGAUUUAGUUUCUCAAGUUCAAAACAUUCAAUAUCAAAUGCUUCAAAUGGAAAACAUUCUUGAUAAUCAAUGGAAAACGGAAAAAAAAAUACAAAAUGAAUUAAAAUCACGUUCAUUAACAUUUAUAGACCCAUAUGGAAAUCGAACAGUGAAUAAAUAUAUGGAUCAUGAAUCAAUUAAUAAAGUACUCAGAAAAUAUAAGAAAGACUAUGUACCAAAGUAUUUACAAGAAUGGACUAAGAUUGGUACUAUGAAUGAAAAUAUUAUUUCAUCAUUAAAUGAAUGUGAAUUAAAAUCAACUGUAUCGAACUAUGUAAAUGGUCAUCAAUUUAUUACAUACGGUGAAGUGAUUGUAUGA
Rotaria sordida is the source of this 408-nucleotide messenger RNA. The record is from the annotation of a GenBank genome assembly. Lineage: Eukaryota; Metazoa; Rotifera; Eurotatoria; Philodinida; Philodinidae.